GCAUAGGUACGGCACGGAACGAGAGAGCAGUCCAGCGACAUCGCGUUCCGAAUCACCCCACCAGGAACAGCAGAGGAGCGCCGGUGGGCACAGAGAGAGUGUUUGUGGGACGGAGAAAUUCAUACACGGCCCUUUUUUUCUGUUAAAUAACUUUAGUGUAGUGCCGUUAGCCACACGCGUGACUGCAGUAAUUUAUUAGCACGUUGGGUUUUUGUUCUUUCGAAAAAAAAUUUCAUUCUCAUUGCUUUGCCGCUGUGCAAUCCUAAACUCACAAUCCUUCAAUGCUGUCAGCGCGAAAUUGAAAUAUAUUUGAAGUUAUAUUUGAAAUUGCAUUGGCAAUUCUCCUAAUCGAACCUCGUCGCAAUUAAACCAUCGUUGUCUGUUUGUAGUUUAAACAAAAACAGCGGCAACAAAAUCAGGACGCCUGCUACAUUUCGCGGGGACGAACAAACCCACCGCCGGUUUACGCUGAACACAGAGACAGAGAGGGUAUCGGCCAAUCUGCCCCCCCUCCCACCGCUGCCCUCCUUACAGCCUCCAGAUCGUCAAAUCUUGCGCGUAACCGAGGAGUUUCCGCCGCAACCCCCUCCAAAACAACAACAGCAGCAGAAACAACAAAAACAGCAGCAGCCAUGGGCCAACAUCAAAUGGGCAGGGAGGAGACGAUCCCGGGCGGGCAGGAGAUGGGAGUGGCGGAGCUUCAGGAGUGGUACAAAAAGUUCGUGGUGGAGUGCCCAAGCGGGACGCUCUUCAUGCACGAGUUCAAGCGCUUCUUCGGCGUCCAGGAGAACGGCGAGGCGGCCGAAUAUCUGGAGAACAUGUUCCGCGCGUUCGACAAGAACGGGGACAACACGAUCGACUUCCUCGAGUACGUCGCCGUGCUGAACCUGGUGCUACGGGGCAAGCUGGAGCACAAGCUUAAGUGGACCUUCAAGAUAUACGACAAAGACGGUAGUGGCUGCAUCGACCGCCAGGAGCUGCGCGAAAUCAUCGAGUCCAUCUACAACAUGAAGAAAGCCAUCAAUCAGCAGGAUGAGGGGCCCCUUCUCUCUCCGGACGAAGUCUGCACGCGCAUAUUUAGGCUCAUGGACGACAACGAUGAUGGCGAGCUGUCACUUGAGGAGUUCCUGGAGGGUGCGCGGAAGGACGCGUGGGUACUGCGGAUGCUUCAGCUCGAAAUCGACCCCAGCAUCUGGCUCAGCGAGACUCGACAGAAGAACACCAUGCUGGAGCAGUGAAACUGCCUUGCCCUUCCCUGCCCUCUCCUCUCCCACCAUGCCCUUCCCUGCUCUCUCUUCCCUACCCUCUCCUCUCUCAUCAUGCCCUUCCCUACCCUCUCCUCUCUCAUCAUGCCCUUCCCUGCCCUCUCCUCUCCCACCAUGCCCUUCUCUGCCCUCUCCUUACCUGCCCUCUUCUCUCGCAUUAUGCCCUUCUCUUCUCUCUAACAUAAAUAUAUAGAAGGGCUAACAUAUAUAACAAUGAGCCUUCUUUAGAAGUAAUGCACGUGUUAUUGACUGAAAUUGUACCCUACUAUAUAUUUGCCUGCUAUAAGACAGUGUUAAUGACCAGUGUUUGUUUAUUAGACAGGCAAGAAGAUGCACAAACAUUUCGGAGAGAUUAUUACUGUUUGAACCAAUAUUACUCUCGAAAAGAAUUGCUGGCUACAGGCAUAUAAUUAUGUAUUAGAUCAUUCAAAUGUAUGCUCACGCUCGCAAUUCAUCCAUUCCAUCGUGCAUGUAACGAUUACUAUUUACUAUUUAAAAAAAUAAAUGCUCAUGUUAAAUGUAGACGAAUGGGAUGAGCAAAACAACACGCAUGAAACAAGAAUGUACGGGGACAGACAGACAGAUGAGACGAAAUAAAAACCAUUCUUGAAUCAAACAGCAAUUCCAAAUCAUGACAUUUCAUCACAUUGAACAAGAGGUGGGUUCUUCCAUGCUCAUAAAUGGCCAGGAAUCUUAUUGUGUGACCUUUAAAAAUAGCAAACAUCCAAACCCGUGACUUUCUUUU
Molecule: messenger RNA, 2010 nt
Organism: Petromyzon marinus (sea lamprey)
Lineage: Eukaryota; Metazoa; Chordata; Hyperoartia; Petromyzontiformes; Petromyzontidae
Gene: GUCA1B
Product: guanylate cyclase activator 1B
Biological process (GO): visual perception
Cellular component (GO): photoreceptor inner segment; cone photoreceptor outer segment
Molecular function (GO): calcium sensitive guanylate cyclase activator activity; calcium ion binding
Source: RefSeq, a predicted model, not a curated record